UUCCGUUUCCUCUUCAACGAAGCGCAGUCAAGAUGAAAGCUAAAGGAGUGCUGAAAGAAUACCAGGUGAUCGGGCGCAAGCUGCCCUCGGAGCGCGAACCGAACCCGCCGCUCUUCAAGAUGCACAUCUUCGCCCCGGACCAGAUUGUGGCCAAGUCGCGUUUCUGGUACUUCCUGCGCCAGCUGCGCAAGUUCAAGAAGGCCACCGGCGAGAUCGUGUCGGUGAAACGCAUCAUGGAGAAGACACCGCUGAAGGUGAAAAACUUUGGCAUCUGGCUGCGGUACGAUUCGCGUUCCGGAACGCACAACAUGUACCGCGAGUAUCGUGAUCUGACCGUCGGUGGUGCCGUGACGCAGUGCUACAGCGACAUGGCUUCCCGUCACCGUGCCCGUGCCCAUUCGAUUCAGGUUAUCAAGGUGGAAGCGAUCGCGGCUUCGAAGACGCGCCGUGCUCACAUUAAGCAGUUCCACGAUUCGAAGAUUCGUUUUCCACUCGUCCAGCGCUAUCACCACAAGCGCUACCGGAAGCUGUUCUCGUACCGUCGCCCGGUUACCUACUACAUGUAAGGUGUGCCGCCCUGUUACACCACGGGAAACCUGCCACGGUGCGGUAUGUGUUCUUGUUUGUGUGGUGCACGAUGUGUAGAAAAGGAAUCAAUGCCGGUGGUCAGUGAGAACGGGAAAAUCGCAGAGCCAGGGAGUGAUGUGAUACUGGCAGGAGACGCAUGCAGCUUCAAGGGAGUCCCUGACGCUGCUGUAGCUGCACCGUGGUCAUCACGUUUUUCAACGCAUUAGCUACGGGGCCGCGACCUACCAUCCGAGAGCGAACGUAAACAAUGUGUGUGAAAAAGCUACGUGAAAAAUAAAAAGAACAGUUUCAAGUGAAACUCCGCCAAAACAGCCA
Messenger RNA from Anopheles cruzii, 903 nucleotides. RefSeq names its product 60S ribosomal protein L18a (gene RpL18A). Gene Ontology annotation, biological process: translation. Gene Ontology annotation, molecular function: structural constituent of ribosome. The coding region runs from base 33 to 566 and encodes 177 amino acids. The transcript has 3 exons. Gene Ontology annotation, cellular component: cytosolic large ribosomal subunit; ribosome. NCBI's taxonomy places the organism in Eukaryota, Metazoa, Arthropoda, Insecta, Diptera, Culicidae. The record is from RefSeq and is a predicted model, not a curated record.